Prunus persica (peach) is the source of this 891-nucleotide messenger RNA. RefSeq lists its product as uncharacterized. Lineage: Eukaryota; Viridiplantae; Streptophyta; Magnoliopsida; Rosales; Rosaceae. The coding region runs from base 1 to 891 and encodes 296 amino acids. The transcript has 2 exons. The record is from RefSeq and is a predicted model, not a curated record.
AUGAGGAUACCCAAGACAGUCAAGGACAUUCAGAGCCUUAUAGGGCGCGUCGCAGCCCUGACCAGGUUUAUAUCCAAGGCUGCUGAUCGCUGCGCCCCAUUCUUCAAAGCACUCAAAGGUAACAAGCAAAACAUUACAUGGACUGCCGAAUGUGACAAGGCUUUUAGCGAGCUGAAGGAGCCGGGCCCCCUUAUUUUCAACCCCCGAGCCUGGAGACACCCUUACAAUUUACCUCUCCGUAUCGGCUACAGCGUCAACCAUGACUUCACGGCCAAGGACGUCUUUAUGAUAGCUUACCUCCAGCAUACCCGACACUUGCUUGCAACCUUUGACGCUCAUCUUAUAAGCCAAGUUCCACGCUCUGAGAACAGCCAUGCUGAUGCAUUGGCCAGGCUAGCCUCAGCCUUGGAGCAGGGCAUAGGUCGUCACAUCCACAUCGAGUUCUUGGACCAGCCCAGCACACAAGCCCCACUUAUCUGUACCAUUGAUCACAGCCCUACAUGGAUGGACCCCAUCCUUAAGUUUUUGCAGAACCAAACACUACCGGCUGAUUCUGCUGAAGCACGACGCAUUCGCUAUCGCUCUACCCGAUACCUGAUCCUUAACGGCUCCCUAUACAAGUGGGGCUUCAGCCUUACCUACUUUCGGUGUCUGACUCCAGAGGAAGGUAAUUAUGUUAUUCAAGAAAUUCAUAAAGGCAUCUGCGGCAACCACUCAGGCACACGCUCACUAGCUCAUAAGGCAAUUCGCCAAGGAUACUUCUGGCCCUCACUCCACACUGAUGCCCAGGCCUUCACCCAGAAGUGCGAUAAGUGUCAGCGAUUUACCAACAUUCCACAACUUCUAGCUGAACCAUUGACAGCCAUGGUCAGUCCUUGGCUAUUUGCCUAA